Salvia splendens (bonfire salvia) is the source of this 1033-nucleotide messenger RNA. Its product is annotated as ethylene-responsive transcription factor ERF109. The record is from RefSeq and is a predicted model, not a curated record. The coding region runs from base 79 to 867 and encodes 262 amino acids. Gene Ontology annotation, molecular function: DNA-binding transcription factor activity; DNA binding. The transcript has a single exon. NCBI's taxonomy places the organism in Eukaryota, Viridiplantae, Streptophyta, Magnoliopsida, Lamiales, Lamiaceae. Gene Ontology annotation, biological process: regulation of DNA-templated transcription; ethylene-activated signaling pathway.
AGUCCACACAUCCUCAAAACAAACAAUCGUUUACUAUUCUUACCAAAAUUAAAUUUUUUUUAAAAAAAAAAGUCAGACAUGCAGAGGUCAAACAAGAGGAUCAAGCAAGAGCAAAUCAACACCAUUGCCGCCGCAUGCCUUUCCAUGUCUGCGCCGCCGCCACCUCCUCCUCCUCUACCCCGCCUCUCUAAUGACGAUGAAGCGUCGGUGAUGGUCUCAGCCUUGAAGAAUAUUAUUACCGGAGAACCUUCGCUCGCCGCCGCCAAUGACUUCAGAUUCCUGUCUGAAGAUGUUCUCUCUGUUUCCGCCGACAUUGAAACGUGCAGAUUCUGCAGGAUUAAAGGGUGCUUGGGGUGUAAUUUGUUCAACGAGGAGAAGAAGAAUGCGGUGGCGCCGGCGAAGAAGAGGAAGAACAAGAAUUACAGAGGCGUGCGGCAGCGGCCGUGGGGGAAGUGGGCGGCGGAGAUACGCGACCCGAGGAAGGCGGCGCGCGUCUGGCUGGGGACGUUCGAGACGGCCGAGGACGCGGCGCGGGCCUACGACAGGGCGGCAAUCGAGUUCCGCGGGCCUCGGGCCAAGCUCAAUUUCGCCUUCUCGGACUACACCGAGGCGGCGUCCCCUGCCACUACUGCGAGCUCAACGAGCUCGCAGCAGCGCAAAAAAGGCGCAGUGGAAGCGCCUCCGAAGAAAAUGAGCACAGAGGGGAACGGUGGAAUGUGGGAAAUUGGAUCGAGCAGCAAAAAACAGAGUAAUAUUUGGGAUCUGACGAUUGGGGAAGAAGAUAUGGAGGAGUGGAUGAGGAUGAUGGAUUUCAACGCCGGAGAUUCCUCGGAUUCUGCUAAUGGCGGGAAUGUUCAAAGCUUGUAAUACUAUUCAAUAUAGAGAUUUGUAUUUUAUUUUAUUACUUAAUUUAAUCUUUUUUAGAUAACAGGGGGUGCAGCUGAUUGGAUGCUUUUUAAUUCAAAUUUUUGGCUUCGACUCCAAUAUUUAUCUUUUUACAAUUCAAUGGAAAUCUACAUAUGCAGAGUUUUAA